CGUACACGAAGUGUACUUUCAUCUAUAAAAAUGUCAAACAAGAAUUUGUUUAUGAAGUUCGGGUAUUUGCGUGCACCCUUUGCUCUAGGUAUUGGUCGUUAUGUAUGUCAGUUGCAGAGAAUAACUAUAAAAUUCUGUAAAAGUCACGGUGGUAGCUUGGGAGUUAGGCAUUUUUUGGAAAACGAUUUAAUUAAUUACGCGAAAGAAAAUCCUGGAGUUGUAGUAUAUGUUAAACCAAGAAGACACAGGAAUCCAAUUAUAAAAGCAGAAUAUUUAAAUGGAGAAGUACAUUGGAUGUGUGUUGGCAAUUAUUCCAGAGAGGAUGUUAUACAAUGGAUGGAAUUAAUGAAAACACAAUAUCAUAAUGGUUCAGAAUACAGAUUGCUCAGAAUGUGGCAUACAGAUUUUCCUAGUAUUCAAGAACCUUGGUCACCUUAUACUUUUAAAGAUCCAGCUUUCAAUACAGCUAAAUUGCCAGAUAAAAAGCUUGGUGAAUAUGUUAAGUUAGAACCUACAGCAACAGAACAGUUGAUUAAUUUAUUCAAGGACCAACAAAAAGCUGCCAAACUUCAAGAAGAAGAUGAAAUUCAAGGAACAGUUGGUUAA
Messenger RNA from Habropoda laboriosa, 606 nucleotides. It is a transcript of the gene mRpL43, whose product is annotated as 39S ribosomal protein L43, mitochondrial. The transcript has 4 exons. The coding region runs from base 31 to 606 and encodes 191 amino acids. Gene Ontology annotation, molecular function: structural constituent of ribosome. Gene Ontology annotation, biological process: mitochondrial translation. The record is from RefSeq and is a predicted model, not a curated record. Gene Ontology annotation, cellular component: mitochondrial large ribosomal subunit. NCBI's taxonomy places the organism in Eukaryota, Metazoa, Arthropoda, Insecta, Hymenoptera, Apidae.